This is a messenger RNA of Parus major (Great Tit), 6507 nucleotides long. It is a transcript of the gene ASPSCR1, whose product is annotated as ASPSCR1 tether for SLC2A4, UBX domain containing. Gene Ontology annotation, molecular function: protein binding. The transcript has 13 exons. Bases 27 to 1430 code for a protein of 467 amino acids. The record is from RefSeq and is a predicted model, not a curated record. NCBI's taxonomy places the organism in Eukaryota, Metazoa, Chordata, Aves, Passeriformes, Paridae.
GCGCGGGGCCGGAACGGCAGGGGAAGAUGGCGGCGGCGGGCGGGGGCGGCGCCGCGGUGUCGGUGUUGGCGCCCAGCGGGCGGCGGGUCACGGUGCGGGUGGGGCCCGGUACGGUCCUACUCCAGGUCCUCGAGGAGGUCUGCAGGAAGCAGGGUGGCAGCCCUGGCGAGUACGGCCUGAAGUUUCAGAGGAAUGUUUUGGACCUAUCUUUGCAGUGGAGAUUCGCUAGGCUGCCCAACAAUGCCAAACUGGAGAUGGUGCCAAUCUCCAACAGAGCAGGAGCUGGAACCACGGUUCGGAUAGCAUUACAACUAGACGAUGGCUCUCGUUUGCAAGACACCUUCCUCUGCCAACAGACCUUGUGGGAACUUCUCAACCAUUUUGCAAAGAUCAGGGAGCUGAUGGAACAGCACGGUGAAUUGUCUCCGGUCUGUAUUUACAUGCGAGAUGAGAUAUCAGGAAAAGAUGCCCUGGAGAAGACAACACUGAAAUCGCUUGGCCUGAUUGGAGGCAAUGCCAUUGUCAGAGUUGUCAUGAAGAAAUGCAGUUCAUCUGGUGAGGCAGAAGUUGUGGGUGCCACAGUGCCUUGUAAUGAGCCAACAGUGAGGCGAGACUCUAUGGAAGAAGCAGCGGAUGUGCCUCUACCUCAAGCAAACACAUUUCCAAAGGACUUGGAGCACAGGGAUGUGGCUAUAUCUUUAAACAGCAGCACACACAAGCAAGACUUUAUUAAAGAUUCUCAUGCUAGCUUGGAGGAGCUAUGGCAUUCUCCAGAGCCUGAACCUAUCCCAUUUGUCCCUUUUUUCGGAGAUGGAGAGCAUCUGGGGGACUCUCCUGUAGCUGUACCAUCUUCAAAGUUGCCAACAGCUUUUUCCAGCCCUGGAGGCCCUUCUAAGCCAAAGAAGUCUAAGAACAGCCAAGAACUGCAAAAGGAGCAAGAACAGCUUGUAGAACGUGAGCCCCUUAUAUGUCACCUAGACCUACUGGAACAAUUUUCUGAUGGCCCAGAAGAGCUUCCUGAUGAAUUUUUUGAAGUCACAGUGGACGAUGUACGGAAACGUUUGGCACAGCUGCAGAACGAGAGAAAACGUCUGGAAGAAGCUCCAUUGAUGACAAAGUCUUUGAAGGAGUCCCAGCUGAAGGAGAAGUUGGAGCGUUACCCAAAGGUGGUGUUGAGAGUUCGUUUUCCAGACCGCCAUGUUCUACAAGGGUUCUUCCAUCCCACUGAAACUGUUGGCAUUUUGAGAAACUUUGUAAGAAGCCACCUUGCCGAUGCAGAGCUGCCAUUUUACUUGUUUGUUGCACCUCCCAGAAUCGUCUUGAACGAUGAAAGUCUGACGCUGUUUGAGAUCUGCAUGGACCAUUCCAGACUGAUGCACCAGAGAUCAUUCAGACUAAAGGCUCAUGCAAACAAGGGAAUUCUUCUUUGAUUCCCCUGAGGGAGCAGAAGAGCUGGGGUGGGGAGGGGGAUAGAGAAAGGGACUUUUCAGACAGCAUGGUGAAUUAGGUAGUGAUUGGCAUGCCUCGGAAGUUGUUUGCAGUGGAGUUUUCCAAGUCUCACAUCUUCCCGACCAGGCCGUGUGGAAGAAAUACACAUGAAGAUGCUUUUAGAGGUUUGAAUGUUCGGAUAUGUAUCUGCCUCCUGUUGAUCCCCUGAUGCUGGUUCUGGUCUCCUUUGUUAACUUUGGUCUGUUUUCUAAAAUGUUCUAAAUCUUCUGCUUACCUCCGUUUACCCCUUGCCUGCCUCCCCGCCCUGCAGUGCUGUUCUUUUAUUUUCUCUUCCUCAGUGCACAUCUUGUAUUUCUCUUUGAAAUAAGAAGCCUUAUGGCAGGAAUUUUGUUUAAUUUGCUGUGUUAAAGCCUUUGUUCUGUACCUGGCACCACUACUGGUGCUUGUUACACGUGUGGCAUUUUCCUGGUUUCCUAGUUGUGACAUUUACUAUGAAAUUCAUUCUCGUGGCAGGUCCCUGAAACAUGAAAACAUGUUCAAUUAGUGCUCUUUAAAGAUUUGGAGGUGCCUUACAGCUCAGUCUUAGGGAUUUCAUUAGAAAUCACAACUUUGUGAAGAACCUGGUCAGUUUUAGUGUCAAACAUCUCCAGUCUGCAGUGGCCUUCCGUGGACUGCAGUGCUUGUUGUGGCACAUGGCAAAGGUGCAAAGCCUUGACUUUGGUACAGAACUGGGACUGUUCAAGAUGCUAUGCUCCAAAAUGGAAAGUUCUUUGCAAAUGAACUGUUUUAGGGAAAGGUUUUUUCCUCAUUUCUCAUAUCCUCUCUGUCACCGUGAAAGAGGAAUAAUGUCCAACUAAGUUAAAGGGUGUCAAAUCCAAACUUGAUUUAAGAUACAUUUUAUUCAUGCCAGAUGUAAUCACACCAUAGUCAAAUUAAACUAGUGGUUAUGUUGAGAAUUUGGGUGUAAUUAAGUAAAAUGGAAUUUUUAAACACAAUCUUAAUUAUACAGAAUCAGUACAAUUACUUGCAAAAUGUGGAAAGCAAGUAAAAUCUCAUACUUAGAAUAUUUUUAGGGAUUGUAACAUGACAUUACAAAGAGAUUAUUGUCACAUUAGUUAACAGUUGGAUGACUUUGCAUUUUUGGCUUACCCAGCUGGCUCAACAUAGGUAACUGUGAUGAUGUGCCGGGAAAGUAAUUUGAGCUUCGAACACAGCUCAGUGAACUCUUGUGUUGAUCAUUAUGGCUUUGGAGCAAAGUCUUAAGGUGAUGAAAUCAUCAGCUCAUUACUGAAUAGGAGUCAAAUCAAAAACAACUUCCCUCCGAAGCAAAGUAUUCAGAACAAACUAGAGAACUUUGCUGUGUAUGGACCAGAGUUUGUCUGAAUAACAUCCAGAUCUGGUCUCACAGAUCUUCAAAAGGAACUGGUGAAGGUGCAGAGAAGGAGAAUGAGGUUCAUCAAAGAUCUGCUGUCAGAGUCUCCUGUCCAAAGAAAGACUGAGUAGGUUGGGACUUGCCAGUCUGUAAAAGAUGUGAGUGGAAAGGGAAUGCCAAGGAGAAGCUGAAUGCAUUGAGUUCUUGUUCUUGAGUAUGAGUGAGUGGCGUCAAGCGAGGCAAGCAGGAGCUAGAAUAGAUCAAAGAAGGUAGUUGUUCGUGUGUCAGAAAACUGAGGCAUAGAAUUCCUUGUCACAGGGUGCUAUAUACUAAAAGCAUAUACUGAUUUGAGAGAAGUUUGGACAAGUUUGAGGAAGAUAUUUAGUAAGUGUGUCUUAAUAUAUAGAAACCUUCUCAGGAAGAUUCUAAACUGCAAAUCAUUGCUGUCACUUAUAAGCAAGGAUACUAUUUUCAGUUUGUCUGGUUUUUGUUCACUAUUAAGGUACUGGCUGGAUUGAAUGAACUACUGCUCUGCCUGUGGUUCUUCUGUCUUUGGUCGAGCUGUGUUUAAUGCCAGUGGCUGUGUAGCCUAUGUGCCUUGCUUGGGGCCCUUCAGCCCUUUCAGGUCAUGGUCUGUUAUGGCAGGAAUGAUUCUGUGUGCUUAUAAACAUUUUACUUGGAUGAAGCAUCAAACACGAAAAAAACAAUUCCUGAUGAGAACUUGUCAUGCUGUUCUGGUUAUCCAAACUGCUGUCAAAGAACACAGAACUCUGACCUGUGAGGAUGGUGCCUUAUUCCAGUUUGGGCUGGCUGAUUCUGGGAGAAGCUUUGCUGCCAUUAACCAAUGUAAAUCCUUAUUCUUCUUUAACUUUCACCAUGUUAGGGCAGGCCCCGUGCCAUAAUUUUCCUGCUCAGAUAAGUUUCCUGUUCUGCUGGGGACUGGGUGCCUGGAAGGAAGGGGCUGGAGGGCCUUUCUUCUCUGGACAGAAUCAGGUGUGGAAAUCCCUGCAGCUGUUGUGUCCAUGCCCACUCUGUCAUUGUUGGAUGCCAAGUUUAGAGGCAUCUGUUCUCAAGGAGGCUGCACUGCCUGAGCCUAGGGGCUCUCAGUAAAAAUAACCCUGGCCCAGAGUAGGAAUGAAAGAGCUGGGGGUGCGAUCUGCUCACUGCUUCUCACAUGAGCUUGUGGCCUUCUAAAAAUCUUCAGUCAGGAGGUUUGUGUGGGCCAAGGGUUCCUGUUGGCUGCGAGACUGAGUGCUGCAGAGCAGGCUGCAGUGUCUGACUGUGCCCUGGAUGGGGCUGGGCUCUGCGCAGGGGGGUUUGUGGAGACGUUUCCCUUUUCAUUCAUCUUGUGCUCCGUGGAAGGGAAACAUCUUGUACUUUAGGCAGAGCUCCCCUCCUAGUCCCUAAUCUGGAAGGAGGGAUCUAAAAAGACAAAGCUGUUCUGUAAAGAUAGGAGGGAGAUGCUCGAGGUACUUUGUAAAGUAGUGUGGCAUCAGGGCUGCAGCACCCCUGUAGUGAGAAAGCUUGUUCUGGAAUAACAGUGUUUGGUGCAUGUGAAUGUGAAUGAAGUGCUGUGGAAUAUGAAGUUCCUCCAGACAUAGUAGGAAAAAGAGAGCUUGGGUAAAGUAACAGUACAACUAAUUGCUCAAGGUUUGUGAUGUAUCUUUUUUGGGUUUGGAGGAUGUGUGAAAGGUUUGGGAGGAAGUUUGUCUUUAGCAGUAAUACAUCUCUUUAAGGGUUCAGGUUGUAUCAUGCAACUGCCAAUACUCACCACUUUUGCCCCAAGUCAUGUUAGCUGUGGUCUCUUGGGAUGCUUGGCACCUGAUGUGCUCCCCUUGCAGAGAUGCCUGCACAUAACCUGACGCUUGAUUUUUCCAAAGCAGGUACUACCAUAGUGUAUCUAGCCAUUCAGGAUUUUUUUUCAACAUUUAAUUUUCAUGUUAUUCCAGGUCCUAAGUUAGCAGUAGGCCAUCAUCUACUCUACAGACUAUGUUGGUGUUCUUGCUAAGGAAAAAUGGAUGGUGUCUGAGGCAGUAAUGUGAGCACAUUUGAGCAUUCAAAUAUUUAUGAAUUACUGAAAUUUGUGCUGAAGCCAGUAACAGAAGAGACUGCAGAUGGUGGAGUACCAUAUUACCAAUACUUCUGCUCUUUCCACCUUCUCCCUCCAUUCAAGCUGGCAAGUUUGGCACCGCAUUCAUUACAUUUGAUCACUUACAAUGAAGGAAGAACCUUUAUGCUGCUAGCAAAAUCAGGAAAAAAGACAAAUGUUGACUUGUUUGCCAGGAUACUUGGACUGAAAGAACUGUCUGAAGUGAAUUCUCCCAAAAUCUGUGUGUAUUUACAGUAUAGUGAACACACAGAUUGGCAGCAAUGUGGAGUUUUUGGAACCCAUAAAGACUUCAAGGCAUUGCUUUGAUUUUUUGUUGUUGCUGUUUUUGCUGGCGGCCUUCUCCUCAUGUCCCUUGAAGUGUUUUAUAAUGUUCUGCUCUCCAGAGCUGAUCAACCGCAGGCUUCCCUCUUGUAGCACUUGGCUUAGGGUUCUUUAUAGCUUCAGUGGCUUGUUUGUGUUUUUUCUAGGCAGUCUGAGCUUUUCAGAGUUCCUUCUUAGCUUCUUUCUCCUCCCAGAAACAGGCGGUUUUGUAGUUGCGUUUCUGGGGUGGGUUAGUGGAAAAAAAUCAUUGAUUGCUGUGUUAAUACUAGGAAAGAUUUAGCAGAAAGUAGGAGUACCAGUCAUUGGAAAAGUGGAGGCAGCAGAGAGGGCAGGAGGCCAUCCUCUGUUUACAGAGGAGCUAAAGGAAUCCACAGGCUUCCACGUAAAUAUUUAGGUCUUCUAGUCAGAUCUUAGAGUGCACUGAGCAUUUAUUGUCGUAUACCACAAGGCAGAAAUCCAGAUGAGCUGUUUGUUCCUUUUUUUGACUUUGGUUCUCUUUCCAUAUCCUAUUUGUUAAUGCCAGUUUGGGCAGUGUAUCUGGCAUGCUUGUUCAAUCAACCUGACUACAACCCAGGCAGUAUGAAGCCUUCUCUUUUGGCAAGAGUCUGAAUGCAGUUUCAGAAAAAAUGGCUUCAUCAGAGUCAGUCCAUCAGAGGCAUUUCCUGUGGCAAGUCUUAUGGUUAUUGUACUCAGUAGCAAAGAGAAUUGCAAUUAAUACUGAAAUUCAUCCAGCACAGAGGAUGGCAUUCACCUGAAAGCCUUAGUCUUCUUCAUCCAGGAUUUUAUCAUCUGACUGCAUUUGGAAGCAAUCUCACUUUCUCUUUGUGAUGAGGUCUGUUACGUAUGCUCACAGAGACUGUCCAUGCUUGCCUCGUGAUGCUGGCCUUGAGGACAGCUGGGUUCUUCUGUCCCAAUGAGAGGCUGCUUGCACAAGUGAACUAGGAAUUGAAAUCCUGCCCAAAAUCUUCACUGCUACUAUCAGUUUUGAAGGCCAGAUCCUUCUGAUCUGAGCUAUCAAGGUCUCAAUUAAUGCUCUUUAUACUUGGAUUCCUUCAUAAGUAGCCUUCUCAAAACAGUGUUUUAAAGUCUUAUCUUUGCCUUAUCUGCCCUAGCUGGAUCAGACCUCCUCCAUGUUGGCCACAGAAUAUCCAUCUCCUCUGGCAGCUGAAGUCCACAUUGGGCAGCUUUGUUGUCAGGUUAUAAACGUGAGCUGUUUGAUCUGCCUCUUUCACCAUGACUGUGGUGUUUAUUUCUG